Rhagoletis pomonella (apple maggot) is the source of this 1336-nucleotide messenger RNA. Its product is annotated as myb-like protein AA. Gene Ontology annotation, molecular function: protein binding. The record is from RefSeq and is a predicted model, not a curated record. NCBI's taxonomy places the organism in Eukaryota, Metazoa, Arthropoda, Insecta, Diptera, Tephritidae. Gene Ontology annotation, biological process: cytoskeleton organization. The transcript has 9 exons. The coding region runs from base 1 to 1233 and encodes 410 amino acids.
AUGAGGGGAAGUGAUCUCAGCGAUGUCUCCAUAAUUAAAAGAAUGCGUGGUGUUGAGGUUUUGGCGCUGAGCGUCAACAAAAUUACCACAUUGCAACCAUUUGAAGACUGCCACAAACUUCAGGAAUUAUAUUUGCGUAAAAACAAUAUACAGGAUAUUAAUGAAAUCGCCUAUCUGCAAAGCUUGCCUGCUCUCAAGUAUUUAUGGUUGGAGGAGAAUCCGUGCUGUGAUCGGGUUGGGCCCAAUUACCGCCAAACAGUGCUUCGCGCCCUGCCAAAUCUGAAGAAGUUGGAUAAUGUUGAGGUGACACAGGAGGAGCUCGAUGAGGCUUUGCGUGGUGGCGGCGGCGGCAGCGGUAGUGGUUCCGGCGGGACGCGAGAAGAGGAGGACGUGUACGAGGAUAGCUAUGCGCAACAACAGCCAACACAGCGUUAUGAACAGCCUUCACCUCCUCAGCAGCAACAACAACAACAACAGCUGCAGCAGCAAUCACAACAAAAUCAGUACCCGCCACAACACAGACAACAACAACAACAACAACAAGCGGCGUCACAGUACCAACAUAAUUCGUCACCGCAACAAUAUCAGCAGCGCCGCAGUUCGAGUCCAAUGAAAGAGGAGCCAGUUGCUGCGCAUACACCUUCACCGAAAUAUAAUUCAUACACGAACGUGAAUCGGUUGUCCUAUCAUCAAAAUGAUCGCUCUCCGGGCUCGGAUCAGGAUAGUCCGCAUGUUGGGUACCGGGAGCGUGCGCCCAUCCCACCUAGCAUAUCUACACAAUCGAUGAAGGAAUACUACCAGUCUGACCGUCCGUCAUAUCCUGCCCAUUACCGUCAUAGCCAAACCGAUUUGACUGAGUGGGAGGAACAGCAGCAGCACAAUCAAUUUGGCAGCACUGCUGCAUUGCAUCAUGCCGGCAGUGGUGGUCCGCGUCGAAGUGAGGUCAGUGACCGUUAUGCUUAUCGGAAUGGCAGCGCGCGUGAAAAUGGCGGCGAUUGGGACGAUGCGGAGCGACCGCGAGCCAGGCGGCCCGAUGGACGUUACAGUGACUCAGCUAGCACCGUUUCAACAGCUGUACUUAAUCAUUAUUCGGGCUAUCAUAGGCGCCCCAUAAAUCGGAGUUCGAAUUUGCUAUCGGCAACUUUGUGCCUCGUCAAAGAGCUGGACUACCCGAGCUUAGAGGUGGUGGAGCACGCCGUGCGUUGUCGCAUCGAUGAACUGUCGGCAGACUGAUGAUGAAUGCGCCGCAUGCCGUCCUGUUGAGGAAUGCGGCGGCAACCGUGAGACGGACACGCUGUACAGUUGCCAGUGUCACUUCGAACACACAAAAAAAAAA